GCGGGGCCGCGCCUCGGAGCGGGCUGGCGGCGGCGGCGGCGAUGAUGGAGUCGGUGCGAGCGCAGCGGCUGCAGCCCGGCGUGGGGACGCUGCGCUCGCUGCGCCCGGGCGUCACGGGGGGCCCCGCCGCGGCCUCGGCCCCGCCGCCGCCGCCCCUUGCCGCCGCGGCGGUGGCGGCCCCGCCGCCCCCCCCCGCCGCCGGGCUGGGCCUGGGGCUGCCGCCGCCGCCGCCGCCGCUGGGGCUGCAGGGCCCCGGCGCGCCGCCGCCCGGCGCCGGGCCGCCCGCCGUGCUGCGGGAGGCCGUGGAGGCGGUGGUGAGGAGCUUCGCCAAGCACACGCAGGGCUACGGCCGCGUGAAUGUUGUGGAAGCCCUUCAGGAGUUCUGGCAGAUGAAGCAGUCACGUGGAGCUGAUCUGAAAAAUGGAGCCCUUGUGGUGUACGAGAUGGUCCCAUCCAACAGUCCCCCUUAUGUCUGCUAUGUCACCUUACCGGGAGGGAGCUGCUUUGGCAGUUUCCAGUUCUGUCCAACUAAAGCUGAAGCCCGAAGGAGUGCUGCAAAGAUUGCGCUAAUGAACUCAGUUUUUAACGAGCAUCCCUCUCGGAGGAUCACAGAUGAGUUCAUUGAGAAGAGUGUUUCAGAGGCCUUGGCAUCUUUCAACGGUAAUCGAGAGGAAGCUGAUAAUCCCAACACAGGAAUUGGUGCAUUCCGCUUCAUGCUGGAAUCCAACAAGGGAAAGUCAAUGCUGGAGUUCCAGGAGCUGAUGACAGUCUUCCAGUUGUUGCACUGGAAUGGCAGCCUCAAAGCCAUGCGAGAGAGGCAGUGCUCACGGCAGGAAGUGCUGGCUCACUACUCCCAUCGCGCUCUGGAUGAUGACAUAAGGAACCAGAUGGCCAUGGACUGGGUGAACAGGGAGCAGAAUAGCCCAGGGGCCCUUUCCAGAGAGCUGGCUUCAACGGAGAGAGAGCUGGAUGAAGCCCGCCUGGCUGGGAAGGAGCUGCGUUUCCAUAAGGAGAAGAAAGACAUCCUGAUGCUGGCAGCUGGCCAGCUGGGGAGCAUGCACUCCUCCAACUGCUAGACUCUUGUAUGCAAGUCAUUCCACUCCCCCAGGCCUACUAACACCUCUACACUGAUGGGAUCUGUCCCAUGUCACUUAACGCAUGUAAUGCCUCUUCCAGAAUUGUGGCCCAUUUGCACAUUUUAGAGAUUUUUUUUUAAUUGCCUGUACAGAUUUUUAUACUUCUUUUUAAACUUGCUUCUAGAUCUACUCCUCUCCUUCCUAUCUGCUAGAGAAUUCCUUCUGUCACUUUAAAGAGUGCAUUUAAAAAAUGCAGCCUUUUAGUAUUAACACUAAAGACCUCCAGUAUACAUGGGUACUAUGUAAUAGGCAGUAUUAUGUGGAAAUGUAGCACUUCUUCAAGAAGCUUCUGUUCUUUGGAGCUGAUGCAUGUUGUGCAGACCUGCUUUUUUAUUCUGCUUCUGUAGUAGAAGGGGUUCUGUCAAAACUCCUUCUUGAUGAGCACAGUAAUAAUAAUAAAAGCAUUCUUUUUAACUCUGCAAUGUAAGCUGCAUUGGGGAAUACUCCAAAGCACAUAAAAGGGAUUUAAAAUUGGGAUUUUGGUUUGGUCAGACUUAAGUCUGCAGAUUGCUCUACAGAAUUCCAGUUCUAAGCUCAGACAGGAUUCAGAGUUACCCCUACAACUGUCAGGUGUCUGCAUCUGUUCCUGCUCUGGUCUUUCACUUGUAGGGUAGGCUAUAGUUCAUUUCCAAAGUAAAUAACGCACCUACUAGCAAACUACAAAAAUCCUGUGGUACUUAAGAGAUUGGAUUUAGCAGUUAAUCAGUCUGCACCAGACAGCCUCCUGCUAUGCUCUUUCUCAAUCCUCUUUGGGUUCCUAACGGUGUUUCACCCAGUCUAGGAGGCUGGAGAUGCUAAAGGGCUGUCCCAAAUACUAGCAGUUGGUGGUGGUAUGGAGUGGCCAGUUUACUCAGCUAGAAAUCAAGCCUUGGAGUUGUUUGGCUUCUCCCACUAGCCUGGGGAGAUGAGGAUUUUUGAAAAUCUUGUGAGAAAUAAGAGAUGGACACGUUGUUCUCUCCAGGGUAGCUUCCAAACCGUACGUCGGACUUGGCCUUUUCAAGGAAGAUUUAAAAAGCCUUGCCAGAAUUCCAGACUUAGCCAGCAAUAAUAGGGGGGAGCUGUGCAGCCACUCUCCCUGAAGAGCCUUUAUAUAAAGUCUUUGUUAACCAGAUCUGUGUUUAAUCCUUUGAAUCAAAACAGAGGAUCUACCCAGCCCCAGCAGCAAAAGCUCAGAUAGUGCUUGGCCUGAACUGUGCUGUGCUUCUACCAGCCAGAGUAAAGGAGUCUGACCCUUGUGCCAAGAGGGGCUGUGCCUAAUUAACAGCGCGCAGCGCUCUCCACAGCCUAGCUCCCAAGAAAUAGUUGGCAGGGAUGAUUUUUAGGAUUACUGGUGGAUCGGAGAGCUGCUGCUUAGCAGAGAGCUGAGUAGCUCUGCAGAUAUCUUCAGCAGAUCACACAGAGCACACCUUAAUGUUAACCUGCGAGAACUUGGUGUGGGAGGAAGGGAAUCGCUAGGCUGUACAAAAUGAAGGUGUGGGCUAAAGGUUUGGUGCCUCUGGCCAAUAGUGUCUAUAUAGUAUAGCCUCAAAUUGCAGAGUGGGAGAGAAAGUGUUCCACAAGAGUUUUGCUUCUCUUGGGGCUGGAGGCUCCCUGCUUUGGAGCUUGCUCCAUUCUUUUCAGUAGUGGUGUUGGAACAAAACACUGCUGAGUUGAGAAUCUCUAUAUGCACUAUUUUUUUUAAAUGAAUAGUUCCCUGCUCUUAGUAUAUGUAUCAAUACUAAAUCUGUAUGAUGCUUAGAUUAAAAAAUACCCUUCCUGACGCUUGUGUCCCUGUAGCUCAAAUUCACAGUCCAAGGAAGUAGUGAUUUGUUCAAGGUAAUUCUUGUAUCGCUUCCUACUUUCCUAACAUAUAGCCCAGAAGAGCUAGCAAUGUCUCAGUGGGACUAUAAAUUGAAGACAGACUUCUUUCUUCAACACACUAUUCAGCUUUGAGGUUUCUUUGGGCCUUUCCCCUGCCUUCCCCCUCCACCCCCACCCCAGUGACUAUACUUGGGCUAGAGGUACAAAACCUUUGGGAAUCUGACGGGUAGCUUUCGCUAUUUCCAUAGACAUCCACCCCUCAACCCUCUCCUUUCUCUGAAGCAGUCUCUUACAGAGUAUGUGUGAACUUAGAGGCACGUGGAUAUUCAAGCAAUAGUCUUUUUUUGAAAUUAAGAUCAAAAAACUGCAUUAUCUGUAGGUAUUCUAGUUUUGUAUUCUUGUCCUAACAAACCUAUUUUGUUUUUAUAUAUUUUUUUAUAUGCAGCCUUUUUACACAACAGUAUUAAUGUUUAAUGCGUUUAUAAAUGUGAUUGUAAAUGGUGUGGAGUGUUUUUUUUUUUUUUUAACAGGUUGGUAAUAUCUAGACCUUGUAUUUGGAUUUAAUCACCUGAUCUAGAAAUAGUGUGGAGUCUAACAUCUUUCUUAUUAGCACUUCCACACCUGCGUAUUGUGUUACAACACGUCAUGUGAAAUGGUGAUUUAUCUGACGGCCUGAUCUUGCAAAUAGGGAAACUGUUGAGAAACUUCACUUUUUGAGCAGAUGAUGUAAGCAGGAUUGGCACCCAACUGUGCAUCUCCAGGCUUUCAAGUUGCUUUGACUUGCAUCAGUGUUUUUCCCUGCAUUACAGACCAGGAUUUCUCAUCUCAUCCUAGCUACUUCUCAUGUCUCUAGCAACAUGAGAUGGAAAACGUGACACAACAGAAAGUUCUGAGACAUCCAGUUCUUGGCUGAUCUGGAACUGUCAGGGUCCACUUGAAUUUUGCAAGUUGAAAAGGGUCAUUUAUUGUUGUAGAGGUUGAUGGGCCAGAACUGGUACAGUCUUGCUGCAAGAAUCCUGGUGCUUAUUCAGGAAACCUUGUACACACCCUUGUCCCGGAGUACAGCUAGCUGGGUGCAGCAGGGAGUUUGGAUUGAGAAUUGUUUUCAGGCACCCCGCUGUCUGAAUUAAUACUGGCUUUUGGGUUGUGGUACAAGGCCCUCUCGAUUAGAAAAUUCUUUACUUAAACGUAUGUAGCAGCACCUUAACAAUCAAAAUCUCCCCAUGGAGAGCUCGUUGGGGCGGAGGAAGUCUUGCUGAACAAAGUUUGUGCCCUACGUGUUAGGACUCUCAGUACAGCAGAAGUUGCACACACUGCUAUUUGCAUUGCUUACUAGUGUUUUGCAUGUAGGGAUCUUAAUGGUUUUAGCAAAGCCCGUCUCCUUAACUCUCCUCUGUCCUGCAGCACUGAAUUGUACACAAGCUGUUUCAGAUGCCUUACUACUGCCAGCAGCUGCUCUGAAAGAAAUCUAGGAGGAUUAUGUUGUUUCCACUGUCAAAGCCCAGGUCUGUAAAAUGGGACAUCCUGGCAGGAGGGGGAGGUACAGUGAAAACCUGAUAUACCCUUAGUUGUAUGUUGGCAAAACUGAUACUGUUUUUCUUGUCUGCUGAUCUGCUUGGAAGGUGAUAACGCCCCUGCCCUAGGGACAAGGAAAGCUUUAUUUUUAUUUUAUUUUUUUUUUAUUUUUAAUUUUUUUUACUUUGAGAAAGGUGGGACAAGUAGCUGCUGAAGCCAUCGAGCUUGUUUUAAGAUGUUGCAGCUGCCUCAGUAAUGAACAAAACCAGCUAAGCCUCUGUCAUCUGAAUGUACCCCUACACAAAGCCUGUGUAGUAGGUGAGUGUCACCACUUUUCCCCUUCUUUUGGGGGUCAGAACAACACUAAGCCUAGGCAGGCCCUGGGCAGUUUUAUAUUCAAUAGGAGCAAAUAUAUAAAGCUGUUUCCUCUAUUCAGAUUACAACUUUAUACCCCUAGAAUGUCGUUUUCCCAAAUCCUGAGGGAGCGGGCAGGGGGACUGGCCUUCAGCCUGUCCUGUGGCAGCAGCAGCUUUAAUAUCCUAACUUCUUCAGCAUCCAAAAUCUUGUCAUCUUUGUGCUGUAUAGUUAAAUCCAAAGCUAAAAUGAUAAAUCACCUUUCACGUGCCGUCCCUGCCUUUUUUUUCCAUGUAUGUCAUAACAUUCAGUACAUCGUCGCAUUUUGUAUGUAUAAUUUUAUACAAUAAAGCAAUAGAUUUUGGGGUA
Messenger RNA from Rhea pennata, 5174 nucleotides. RefSeq names its product limb and CNS expressed 1 like (gene LIX1L). The record is from RefSeq and is a predicted model, not a curated record. Gene Ontology annotation, biological process: autophagosome maturation. The transcript has 6 exons. Bases 42 to 1076 code for a protein of 344 amino acids. Lineage: Eukaryota; Metazoa; Chordata; Aves; Rheiformes; Rheidae. Gene Ontology annotation, cellular component: cytoplasm.